AGUGACGUCUAGUAUGGCAACCCCCACCGGGUCCGGGUGGCCUCCUUGAAGCAGAAUCAGAUAUUUUCCUUCUCUAGAUAGUCCUCUCAGAUCUCUUCCUCAGGCUAAUGACAAUGCCGCAACUUGCAGCAUACAUAUACCGUGCUUUAGGAGAUAGCUGUUAUGCUACGGGAUCAGCGUAGGUAAAUAGAUGCCACCAUGGCGAGCGCUUGUCAAACAUGGUAACUCACUUUGCUGAGGAUUCGUAAUCUUCUUCCCCCCUGAGCCAGACACAAGCUCAAAAUCUGGGUAAGUCAUGGUUUUCCGGUUAACUGCGAUCCCCCGCCAUAGGAGGCACUCCUCCGUACUCGAUGAUGCAACACUCGAAGAAUGAAACGAAGGAAGUGGAAACAACGGUUGGUAUCUCAGACCCUGAAAAGGCCGAACGACCAUUACGUCGCUUUCGGAUCCUAAGAUACUUCACGUUCCCCAAAGCUGAUGAAUUACCCCCUCCUCCAAAGUCUGUCCACGAUGCUCUCAUGACUCCGGAGGCUUCGGCUGGUUUCUUCAGUUUGCUGCUAUUCACCUGGGUUACCCCGUUGCUGUCCUUGGGCUACGCGAGACCUUUAGAAGCACCUGAUCUUUACAAGUUACAGGAUCAUCGUGCUUCAGUUCGCAUCUCUACCCUUAUACUUGAGUCUUUCCAGAGGCGACGCAAGGAAGCCCAGGAGUACAAUGCCAGACUGGAAAGUGGCGAGGUUAAGCCUGGUCUGAGGGCUAUUUGGUGGGCUAUCCGUGGAAAUAGGGGUGAGAGAGAAAAGCUUUGGAGAGAGCGAGACGGUAAACGUAAAGCGAGCCUUAUACUUGCUAUGAACGAUAGCAUCAAAUGGUUCUUCUGGUCUGGCGGCGUUCUUAAAGUUAUCGCUGAUACAGCCCAGGUUACGAGCCCUCUUGUUGUCAAGAGCAUCAUUACUUUUGCCACCAAUUCCUAUACUAGUCACUUAGCGGGACAACGCCCACCAUCCAUUGGGCUCGGUGCAGGGCUUUCCUUCGUGCUCCUUGCAAUGCAACUGAUUUCGUCCUGGUGUAUGAAUCACUUCUUCUACCGGAGCAUGGCCAGCGGUGUUCUUUUGCGUGGAGGCUUGAUAACAGCUAUCUACUCUCGAUCUCUUAACCUCACAUCGCGUUCUAGGGCUACCUUAAGCAACGGGCGGCUGGUUAAUCACAUUUCGACAGACGUUUCGCGCAUCGACUAUUGCAUGGGUUAUUUCCACAUGGCAUGGACGGCUCCGAUACAGCUCAUCGUUUGUCUGAUCCUCCUCCUUAUCAACUUGGGCCCCAGUGCUUUGGCCGGUUUUGCGCUCUUCAUCGUCGUAACCCCGAUUAACACGUAUACAGUAAAACGCUUGUUCUCGUUCAGACUGAAAAGCAUGCUGUGGACGGACAAGCGGUCGAAAUCACUCCAGGAAAUGUUGGGGGGCAUGAAAGUUAUCAAGUUCUUCGCGUGGGAGGUUCCAUUUUUGAAACGCAUCUCUGAGUUCCGCCGUUUGGAGAUGGGUUACAUCCGCACACUUCUCAUCUUGCGUGCCGCUAUGAAUGCAGUAGCACUGUCUCUGCCUGCAUUAGCUUCCGUAAUCGCAUUCAUUACAUAUUCUUUGCUCGGCCACCCUCUCGACGCAGCGACAGUAUUCUCCUCGCUGACCCUCUUCAAUUUGCUUAGAAUGCCACUCAUGAUGUUCCCCAUGUCUAUCAGUACGAUUUCAGAUGCCGCUACUGCAUGUGAUCGUUUGUAUGACGUUUUUGUCGCCGAGACGUCAGAUGAAACCCUUGUUCACAGUCGAGACUUGGAUGUUGCCGUUAGAGUCAAGGGUGCAUCCUUUAGCUGGGAUAGUCCACCUCCUCAACCGGAGGAUCCCAAGAAACUGAAGAGUGAUAAGAGGGUCGAACCUGACAAAGGGGGCAGCUCUAAGCUUUCCUCGCUAACGCAACAGAAACCGGUGGACCCUGCCACUAUAUUCGAAAUAAAAGAUGUGAAUUUGGAGAUCCCCCAUGGCCAGCUGGUAGCCAUCGUUGGUGCAGUUGGUAUGGGCAAGACUUCUUUACUUCAAGGUCUCAUCGGUGAAAUGCGGAGAAGUGCCGGUUCCGUCGAGUUUGGUGGUACCGUUUCCUAUUGUGCCCAGAGCGCCUGGAUACAGAACGCUACCAUUCGUGACAACAUCUGCUUUGGACGACCUUUCGAGGAGCAGAGAUAUUGGAAGGCUGUUCGCGACGCUUGUUUGGAAGCUGAUCUUCAGAUACUCCCAAACUACGACCUCACCGAGGUUGGUGAGAAAGGCAUAUCCUUGUCCGGUGGACAGAAGCAACGUAUCAACAUUUGUCGCGCCAUCUACUGUAAUACCGAUAUCCAGAUUUUUGAUGAUCCUCUAUCUGCUCUGGAUGCUCACGUCGGAAAAGAGGUUUUUUACAACGUACUGAAGAACAACAAUAGUGGAAAAACCCGCAUCCUUGUCACUCAUGCAUUGCAUUUCCUCCCGGAAGUGGAUUGCAUUUACACGAUUGUCGACGGGCAGAUUGCCGAACGCGGGACAUACCAUGAAUUGAUGACUAAUGAUGGUACUUUCGCCAAAUUCAUAAAGGAAUUUGGAUCGAAAGAAGACCCUUCCGCGAAAUCGGAAGAAGCCAAGGAAGCACCCUCAGAAGAGCCGGUGAAGAAAGAUGCUGUCAAGGGCCAGGGAAUGAUGCAGGGGGAAGAACGCAAUACUGGUGCUAUCCGCUGGCAGAUCUAUCAGCAAUACCUUUCAGCGGGCCACGGUCUAAUAUUAGUGCCGUUUCUGCUCUUAUCUUUGGUUCUCAUGCAGGGUGCAAAUGUCAUGUCUGCCUACUGGCUCGUCUACUGGGAGGAAAUGAAGUGGAACUACCCCCAAGGGUUCUAUAUGGGCAUCUAUGCUGCUCUUGGCGUUUCGCAGGCCUUUACCAUGUUCUUCGUGGGCUUUGUAUUUGCAUUGCUUACCUACUACGCGUCACAAAAUUUGCAUGAGAGAGCUAUUCGCCGUGUCCUUCACGCCCCUAUGAGUUUCUUCGAGACGACGCCCCUCGGCCGUAUCAUGAACCGUUUUGCUAAAGAUAUCGACUCCAUUGAUAACCUCAUUGGAGAUGCAUUACGCAUGCUCUCUGCUACUGGUUCUCAGAUUCUUGGGGCCAUCAUAUUGAUCUCCGUUCUCUUACCUUGGUUCUUGAUUGUCGUUUUCUUUGUUUUGAUUGUCUACUGUCACGUUGCGGUUUUCUACCGAACAAGUGCGAGAGAGCUAAAGCGCAUUGAUGCGAUUUUGAGGGGUUCCCUUUAUGCUCACUUCUCAGAGUCAUUAUCAGGUUUGACGACAAUCCGAGCCUACGGCGAAAUUGACCGUUUCAAGAGUGAGAAUCAUGAACUGGUCGAUAUUGAAAACAGAGCAUACUGGUUAACGGUAACGAAUCAGCGGUGGCUCGGUAUACGGCUCGAUCUUCUCGGCACAACCCUCACUUUUGCUGUCGCCCUUCUAGCAGUCGGCACUCGUUUCAGCAUUUCACCGGCGCAAACCGGUGUCGUGCUGUCAUAUGUUCUCGGCGUGCAACAGUCAUUUGGGUGGGCUGUCCGCCAAUUUGCAGAUGUAGAGAACAACAUGAACAGUGUGGAACGUGUUGUUCAUUAUGCAGAUGAGGUUGACCAGGAGGCACCCCACGACCUGGACAAUGCUACUGUCCCUGCGAACUGGCCCUCCGAAGGCAGAAUCGCCAUGAACGACGUCGUGAUGAAGUACCGUCCAGAGUUGCCACCUGUGCUCAAGGGGUUGAACAUGACCAUCGCCCCACGCGAGAAGAUUGGUAUCGUUGGAAGAACUGGAGCGGGAAAGUCGUCUGUAAUGACAGCUUUAUUCCGCAUUGUCGAACUUUCGUCGGGUUCUAUUGAGAUUGACGGUGUGAACAUCGCAGCGGUUGGCUUGUCCCAACUCAGGAAAAGCCUCUCCAUUAUACCUCAGGAUGCUUUCCUCUUCUCUGGAACGCUUCGGACGAACCUGGACCCCUUUGGGUUGUAUGAUGAUGCACGUCUUUGGGAUGCUCUGAAGCGGGCAUACCUUGUGGAAUCCUCACGCGAGCUGCAGUCUAACUCAACUCAAGCAGAGCAGUCGAAUGAUUCGUCAGCCCAUGGACCCCGCUUCACCCUUGAUAGCCCUAUAGAUGAAGAUGGUAGUAACCUGUCUAUUGGACAGCGUUCUUUAGUAUCCCUCGCGCGAGCUUUGGUAAAUGAUACCAAAAUACUCAUUCUAGACGAAGCCACUGCAUCGGUGGACUAUGAAACCGAUCGUAAGAUACAAGACACCAUUGCCACAGAGUUCAAAGACCGCACAAUUCUUUGCAUUGCCCACCGUCUGCGCACUAUUAUAUCUUAUGAUAAAAUCUGCGUCCUUGACGCAGGAACGAUUGCUGAAUUCGAUACACCUGCGAACCUUUACUCCAUUCCGAACGGCAUAUUCCGUGGAAUGUGCGAGAGAUCUUCGAUAUCUUUUGAUGACUUUACGAUUGCCUCUAUGCGCGCACUGCACUCAGGAUGACUACCACAACGAAGCUGCUAAAUUGAUAUAAUAGACCAAACGGAAUUGAACGUUGACGGAUAGAUGGACAUACGUUGUUGUAGAUGUCAUGCAUUAGCUGGUCGUUCGUCGGACUCUCACUGGUUAGUUGGUAGUUAUGUGAUUUCAUGAACAAAUGAUUUGUUGUUCGUCGGUGUUUGGAUGACGUCUGCCAGUGAUUGAAAGCUUGACGGAGCAGUGGGAAU
This is a messenger RNA of Pisolithus orientalis, 4792 nucleotides long. Its product is annotated as ABC transporter. The coding region runs from base 351 to 4568 and encodes 1405 amino acids. The transcript has 25 exons. Lineage: Eukaryota; Fungi; Basidiomycota; Agaricomycetes; Boletales; Pisolithaceae. Gene Ontology annotation, cellular component: membrane. Gene Ontology annotation, molecular function: ABC-type transporter activity; ATP hydrolysis activity; ATP binding. Gene Ontology annotation, biological process: transmembrane transport. The record is from RefSeq and is a predicted model, not a curated record.